AUGCACUCUACUGGGGAGCUCCUGGCAAAGUUAAGAGCGCUGCCUGCGUUUUGUAUUAAACCAGUCAUUUCAUAUGCACUAUAUCAAGUAAAAACAGGUAGUUUACCUGUUUAAAGUAGUAUACUAAUAAAUUCUCCCUUGCAGCUUCAGACCGGUACCUAUAGACUCCUAGUUCAAACACAGCACCUGAAGAUCUCACGCAGUUCUAUGCAUAGCUCACCUUUCUACACCCAGCUGGGCAUGGAGGAGAGAGAAUAGGUGCAGUGUAUGAAAGCUGCAAACAAGGGAGCCCUUUAGUCAUUAAUUUCUUUCCCCAAUAAUGAGUUUGGAAUCUAUAUGUACCUAUUUGAUUUUUUUUUCUAAAACUUCAAAUGAGCUGCUGUUUUCUUCCAUGAAAUACUGUAUGCUCGAUUGUGUGUAAAAGAAGCUGGUGAGAGUGCCCUCCUACAUAAAUAAGCAAUUGCAGUGUUUUUGCAUGCAAAAUUUAAGACUUAAAUGGUCCUGAUUAUAUUUUGUAAAUGGAGAAACAAUCAUAUCUUUCUAAGCAGUAAUGGAGGAAGACUAGUGCUUUGUGCAUUUUGAUAUAUCUGAGUUCAUUUUUCCACAAUGUCAUAUUUUUGACACAAUUGGGUUUCUCAUAAGUAUCCUAGUUCAUGUACAUCCGAAUGCUAAAUAAUACUGUGUUUAAGUUUUGUGUUGCAAGAACAAAUGGAAUAAACUUGAAUUGUGCUACA
This is a messenger RNA of Otolemur garnettii (small-eared galago), 734 nucleotides long. RefSeq names its product leucine zipper protein 6 (gene LUZP6). The record is from RefSeq and is a predicted model, not a curated record. Lineage: Eukaryota; Metazoa; Chordata; Mammalia; Primates; Galagidae.